UGAAGACGAACAGCCGCCGACGGGUGGGCCCAUACUUUCGCUAUCCUUUUGCUUCGCUCCGCUACUGCUCUUCACAAGCGUGGCGUCGUCGCGGCCCAUCGCCCCCUCACCCUCAGAUCAACCCCCGCAGUAGCAGGGUGCUGGAGAAGCAUCCCGAGGCCGAGAUGGAGGCGGCGGCUCGCCUCCCCCUCCCCAUCAUCUCCGCCCUCCUCCUCCUGCUAAUCCUCUCGCCGGCGGCAGCGAGGGUGGCGCCGUCGCGCAUGCAGCCGCUCGCCACGGCCGCGCUGCGCCUCCUCUACGACACCUCCAACUACGGCAAGCUGCAGCUCAACAACGGCCUCGCGCUCACCCCGCAGAUGGGGUGGAACAGCUGGAAUUUCUUCGCAUGCAACAUCAACGAGACGGUCAUCCGCGAAACAGCUGAUGCGCUGGUGUCGACAGGACUGGCUGAAUUGGGCUACAACUAUUUAAAUAUUGAUGAUUGCUGGUCCUAUGUGAAAAGAAGAAACAAGGAUCAAUUGCUACCUGAUCCAAAGAAUUUCCCUUCAGGCAUCAAAGCUCUUGCAGACUAUGUGCACGGAAAAGGUUUAAAACUUGGUAUAUACUCAGAUGCUGGGAUAUUUACUUGUCAAGUUCGACCUGGAUCGCUCUAUCAUGAAAAUGAUGAUGCCGCACUCUUUGCUUCAUGGGGUGUUGACUACCUGAAGUAUGACAACUGCUACAAUCUGGGAAUAAAGCCUCAGAAAAGAUAUCCUCCUAUGCGAGAUGCUCUUAAUUCAACUGGGCGCCAAAUAUUCUACUCUUUGUGUGAGUGGGGCCAGGAUGAUCCAGCCUUGUGGGCUGGCAAAGUUGGCAAUAGUUGGCGUACAACAGAUGACAUAACGGAUACAUGGAAAAGCAUGACAGAUAUUGCUGAUAAGAAUAACAAGUGGGCAUCAUAUGCUGGACCUGGUGGUUGGAAUGACCCAGAUAUGCUGGAGGUAGGGAAUGGUGGCAUGACCUUUGCUGAGUAUCGCUCACAUUUUAGCAUCUGGGCUCUCAUGAAGGCCCCUCUAUUAAUUGGCUGUGAUGUCAGAAAUAUGACUUCAGAAACGAUGAAAAUAUUGAGCAACAAAGAAGUAAUUCAAGUAAACCAAGAUCCUCUUGGAGUUCAAGGAAGAAAAAUUUUGGGAGAAGGAAAAAAUGGAUGCCGCGAGGUGUGGGCUGGCCCCCUGUCUGGAAAUCGGCUUGCUGUUGCUUUGUGGAACCGAUGUUCGGAGAUUGCUAAUAUUACAAUGAAAUUGCCAGCAGUAGGCCUUGAUGAAUCAGCUGCCUAUUCUGUUAGAGACCUUUGGAAGCAUGAAUCUCUAUCAGAAAAUGUUGUUGGAACUUUUGGCGCUCAAGUUGACGUGCAUGACACAAAGAUGUAUAUUUUUUCUCCAGCCAUCAGUGUCGCUUCAAUUUGAUUGGACCUGGUGAACUCUGGAUGGCAGCAUGUUUUAUCCCAGUAUAUAAUGGCAAUAAAAUCCAUCUGUUUUCCCGUAUUCCGUUCCACUUGUGCUGAAGUUCGAUUCGUGCAGAAAUGUUGCAAUAUUGUUUGCCUUUUCUCUGGGGGAUGUCCAUACAAGUGGACCAUGUAAACUUUCCCGCUCGAGUUAAAUUGAUUGCUGUGGAGCCUUGCAGCUGAUGCCAUGCUGUUGCCGUUGGACAAUGGACCAAUGGUAGGCACUUGUCGUAAGCUGUUGUGAUCACGUAAUGUGUAAUUAUUUGAUUUAAAAUUAGAAGUACCAUGCCUUCGCACUGCAACUAGUUGGGGGAUGCAGUAGUCAGGCUGGCAAUGUCAACGUAACUGUGAUAUAAUUCCAAUAAAAUGAUCAGACGAGAUGCGCCUGGCGUUGACAUGGA
Panicum virgatum (switchgrass) is the source of this 1884-nucleotide messenger RNA. Its product is annotated as alpha-galactosidase 3-like. The transcript is spliced from 15 exons. Lineage: Eukaryota; Viridiplantae; Streptophyta; Magnoliopsida; Poales; Poaceae. Gene Ontology annotation, molecular function: hydrolase activity, hydrolyzing O-glycosyl compounds. Gene Ontology annotation, biological process: carbohydrate metabolic process. The record is from RefSeq and is a predicted model, not a curated record. Bases 165 to 1445 code for a protein of 426 amino acids.